Molecule: messenger RNA, 2876 nt
Organism: Saimiri boliviensis boliviensis (Bolivian squirrel monkey)
Lineage: Eukaryota; Metazoa; Chordata; Mammalia; Primates; Cebidae
Gene: ENPP6
Product: ectonucleotide pyrophosphatase/phosphodiesterase 6
Biological process (GO): lipid metabolic process; choline metabolic process
Cellular component (GO): plasma membrane
Molecular function (GO): glycerophosphodiester phosphodiesterase activity
Source: RefSeq, a predicted model, not a curated record
UGAAAGUGAACUUGGCUCAGGAAGGCCAGCGGCUCAAGGUCCAGCCCCUGGAAGAGAGAAUAGCUACAGAUUCUCCAUCCUCAGCCUCUGCAAGGCGACGGCUGUGCCAGCCGGGCUCUGGCAGGCUUCUGGCAGGCAGGCUCCUGGCAGCAUGGCAGUGAAGCUUGGGACCCUCCUGCUGGUCCUCGUGCUGGGCCUGGCCUGGCCGGCCUCUGCCCGCCGGAAGCUGCUGGUGUUUCUGCUGGAUGGUUUUCGCUCAGACUACAUCAGUGAUGAGGCACUGGAGUCCUUGCCUGGUUUCAGAGAGAUCGUGAGCAGAGGAGCAAAAGUGGAUUACUUGACCCCAGACUUCCCUAGUCUCUCAUAUCCCAAUUACUAUACCCUAAUGACUGGCCGCCAUUGUGAAGUCCAUCAGAUGAUCGGGAACUACAUGUGGGACCCCAACACCAACAAGUCCUUCGACAUUGGCGUCAACAAAGACAGCCUGAUGCCUCUCUGGUGGAAUGGAUCCGAACCUUUGUGGGUCACUCUGAUCAAGGCCAAAAGGAAGGUGUACAUGUACUACUGGCCAGGCUGUGAGGUUGAGAUUCUGGGCUUCAGACCCACCUACUGCUUGGAAUAUAAAAAUGUCCCAACGGAUAUCAAUUUUGCCAAUGCCAUCAGUGACGCUCUUGACUCACUCAGGAGUGGCCGCGCCGACCUGGCAGCCAUAUACCACGAGCGCAUCGACGUGGAAGGCCACCACUACGGGCCUGCAUCCCCGCAGAGGAAAGACGCCCUCAAGGCUGUAGACACUGUCCUGAAGUACAUGACCCAGUGGAUCCAGGAGCGGGGCCUGCAGGACGAGCUGAACGUCAUCAUUUUCUCGGAUCACGGGAUGACCGACGUUUUCUGGAUGGACAAAGUGAUUGAGCUGAAUCAAUACAUCAGCCUGAACGCGCUGCAGCAAGUGAAGGACCGUGGGCCUGUUGUGAGCCUUUGGCCGGCCCCAGGGAAGCACUCUGAGAUCUAUAACAACCUGAGCACGGUGGAACACAUGACUGUCUACGAGAAGGAAGCCAUCCCAAGCAGGUUUUAUUACAAGAAAGGGAAGUUUGUCUCUCCUUUGACUUUAGUGGCCGACGAAGGCUGGUUCAUAACUGAGAAUCGAGAGAUGCUUCCAUUUUGGAUGAAUAGCACCGGCAAACGGGAAGGCUGGCAGCGUGGAUGGCACGGCUAUGACAACGAGCUCAUGGACAUGCGGGGCAUCUUCCUGGCCUUCGGACCUGAUUUCAAGUCCAACUUCAGAGCCGCUCCCAUCAGAUCGGUGGACGUCUACAACGUCAUGUGCAAUGUGAUGGGCAUCGCUCCGCUGCCCAACAAUGGGUCCUGGUCCCGGGUGAUGUGCAUGCUGAAGGGAAGCGCCGGCGCCACCCUGCCUACCCAGCCCAGCCACUGCGCCCUGGCCCUGAUUCUUCUCUUCCUGCUUGCGUAACUGAUUGUAUUGCUUGUCCCUCCCCUGCAAAAAAACCCACCAUCUGCAAAGUAGACCUCCAAAGCAGAAUGAUUUUCAUUUCGUGUGUGAAUAAUAGCUUCAUUAACACAAUCAAGGCCAUGCAAACUGUAAAUAUAUUACUCUUGGAUAAUUCUAUACAUAAAAGUUCCUACUUGUUAAAAAAGAUACAAACUUUGUUUUUCCAGACGGUAGGAAAAGCCUAGCUUUCCAUUUCUUCCGUUAUAUGUCAUUUUCUCCUUUCUUUUCACAACAUUACUCAGGACGAACUCUCUGAGCAGAGGCCUGCUCCUAUAGCAACCAAACUUGGAGUGGAUAUUGCAGACAGAGGUGGCUCUGGGUCCCUCUCGGUCCCAUCUUGCACAAAGCAGCUCCUCAGACCAGGCCCUUGUGCAUGCCCUGUCCACACCCAGGAGCGAUCCUCAGGGUCUGUGGCCACGAGCCUGUAAUGUUCCUUCCAUCCCAGCUAAAAGGAGGUCCACACAAAGUGAAAGAUACUGUCUAUUUCUGACCCAGCUCGGGCAAUUUUUUCAUCUUAUACUGAGUCUCAGAAAGGACAUAACUUAGCAUGGAUGCCCAAUUCAUCCAAAAAUCAACGCAUCACUAAGGAUUGGAGAACUCGGAGAACAAGGUGAAAUACAGGAGUCUCCUCCCAAAGUCUGAGUGCACGAAAAUUUCUCCCUUGCCUUGAGGAGCAGGAAAGCUUCUGAUGGACACCAGCUUCUGUGAGACUGAUCACACACAGUACGUCAUGGCAUGAAGCCUGGCACAUAGCUGGCCCCGCAUGAUGGACUGAUGGAUGGCCUGCCUGCCUGCCUGCCCCCCUGCCCACCCGUCCACCUGGGCAAAGGCUUCCUCAGACACUGCCACUCUGUGGCUCCCAAUACAGGGUGUAGACAGGAGUAAUCCCUGACAUGUCAUUAUGGGCUGGGACAGGGAUGGCUCGCUGAUGAGAAUGUGGAGGCAUCAGCAAGGAUCUCAGCUGGCUCCCUGAAGGGUGAUGCACUAAACCUCAGUCCCGGGCACAUGGCCUGCUCUGCAACAACAGAAAGUAGUGCUGGGUGGAGAAUGGAGCAGAAGCCCAGUCACUGACCAACUAACGGGUCGUUUGAUUAGGAAACAGUUUGGCCAAAAUGCCGCCUCCGAGACCUAAGUUCUUUUGAUGCCCUUGAGAAGAGCCAUGGAGCCUGAGUUGAAAUAUUUUUAGCUUAGUCAUCUGUGUUUGCUAUUGUAGAACUUGUAACACGAGAGAUAACUGCCUUUUUACACGAUCGGUCGUUUAUAUCUAUAUACAUACAUGUGUAUAUAUGCACGCAUACACUAUUAUUGCAUUAAAAAUGAGUUUUGGCUGGGCAUGGUGGCUCACACCUGUAAUCCCAAUGCU